Molecule: messenger RNA, 2959 nt
Organism: Myotis brandtii (Brandt's bat)
Lineage: Eukaryota; Metazoa; Chordata; Mammalia; Chiroptera; Vespertilionidae
Gene: TMEM102
Product: transmembrane protein 102
Exons: 3
Coding region: 233-1594 (453 amino acids)
Source: RefSeq, a predicted model, not a curated record
UGAACCGGCCCAUGGGGGCGGGGACCAGAAAAGGAGAAAGGGCAAGGACAGAGGAGGUCUUUAUUUGUUCGUUUUCAAGACUGAGCUCACAGCCCUUUAUCUGCAGACCGGUUGGCGCACCUGCCUGAGGCACUCUGUCGGCCUCGGGAAGAGAGAAGAGCGGAGGUGCCUUUUGGCCGGUCUAGGCUUCCUCUCGUCUGUGUGGUUCCCCGGCCCCAAACCAUAGAGCCGCAUGGCUUCCGCGGUCUGGGGGAGUGCCCCCUGGUGGGGCCCGCCGCCCCCGGCCCCAGCCCGCCCGCUCACGGACGUCGACUUCUGCUCCGGAGCGCAGCUCCAGGAACUGACCCAGCUCAUCCAGGAACUGGGAGUGCAGGAGAGCUGGAGAGACGGGCCCAAGACGGGCCCAGACCUCCUCCGGGCCAAGGACUUCGUUUUUUCUUUACUCGGUCUGGUUCACCGCCGAGACCCCCGUUUUCCGCCCCAAGCAGAGCUCUUGCUGCUUCGUGGCGGGAUUCGCGAGGGCUCUGUGGAUCUGGGGCCUUCACCCCUAGGCCCCUAUGCCCGGGGACCUCACUACGACGCCGGCUUCACACUGCUGGUGCCCGUGUUUUCUCUCGAUGGCAUCGGGCAGGAGUUGCAACUGGACAUGGAAUCCUAUUAUGCCCGGCUCUGCCUCCCGGAAUCGAUGCAGGGAACCUCGGUGCGAAAGGCAUGGCAGGACUGCCUGGGACCCCCAGUCCCAGGAGGACGCGACUCGGUCCACCGCACCCAAAGCGAACAAAGUCCCCAGGAUCAGCAAAGCUCCGUGGACCAACCGCCCGGUGACGUCACCGAGCUGGACCCGCACGUGUCUUUGGAAAAAUCACCGAGUAACCGUUCGGGGCCCGAGUCGCCUCGGCCAGAUGUAACCGACCUUGGCUUUCCCGCAUCCCCGAAAGAACUGGGCGGUGACGUCACCAAAGCAACCACGGAGAGUCCCGCACCGCCGCUGUCGGAGGCUCCGGAGGCGUGGCCCACAUUGUGCCCGGCCAAGGUGGCUGCGUGGUUCUUUGCUGUGCUGGCUGAGGUCGCCGAGUCCCUGAUCCCGGUCCCUGGUGCCCCGCUAUUGGUCCACGCAGCCCGCCACGCGGGAUUCACCACCAUCCUCCUGGCUACUCCAGGGCCCCCACGCCGGCUCCUGCUUUUCGACCUGAUCCCCGUGGUGUCCGUGAAUGGCUGGCCCGAGGGGGCUCGGAGCCACUCGUGGGCCGGCCCGCUGGCCUCCGAGUCGUCGUCCUUCUACCUGGUACCGGGCGGAGACCCAGAGCGGCCGGGCGCUUCCGGCUGGCAGCUGUAUCUGGCGCGGCCGGAGAAUGCCGGCGCCUGCUGCCUGGGGCUGCUGUUUGAGCUGAGCCGUGCGCUCGAGGCCGGGACUCUGCCCCACUAUUUUCUGAGCGGCCGAAAGCUCUGGGCAGGGGACAGCGCGGCUGCGCUGCUUACGGCGUUGGCCCGGCUUCGUGGGGACCCUGCCCGGGCCCUGUGCGCCACGGUGGAGGAGGCCAAGACUGCGCGCAAGGGGGGCGGCUUGGCUGGUGUGGGAGGCGGGGCCCAUUAAGGACUCCUACCAGCGUGGAAAGUCCCUCACUUGGGAGACACUGAGCACCCUGGACCCAAAAUUCCGUUCAAGAAGGCAUCCUUGCGGUUCCCUCCCAUCAUUCCACUCGCCUCGCGCUCCAUCCCGGGUACAGGUCUUUCCCGUCUGGCUUCUCUGCUCUCCAAACCUGUGGCCAGCAUCCCUCUUGCCCUAGUACAGCCUCUAGCAACUAUCUUCCCCCAGUUCUUACGGUCUCUUCGGAGUCUAUAGGCGGGAGGGGGAGGAUAAAUGGAAAGGAGAGCAGUAUGGAGAUCAGAGACAGACUAAUUUGUCUCACACAAAAGCAAUCAUAUUAAGGAGGCCGGAUUUCGCCCCAAGCUAGAUCUCGACUCCCUCCCCCCAAUCUCUUCAGUUAUUACCCCCACUUUCCUCAUUUAGUUCUGUCCUCCCAUCCUGGGCCGUAGGGUCCCUUCACUCUCUGGGUGCCCACCCUUCCAUUGAUCUUAAGCCCCAUCUCCCUCCCCUCAUCCAGGGUUCCAUUCAAUGGAGUCACCUUGGUUCCUCCUCCUCUGAACACCCAGAUAUGCGGCCCUGCCUCUAAGUCCAUCCCCACUCCCUGCCCCUAAGGAACCCCAGGGUUCCUCCCGCCCAACUUCACCCCCUUUUCCUGGCGUCUCCGCCCCCUGCCCCGCCCCCAGGCUGGCUCUUGGAGAAGCGCGAGCUGCGGUUGCGAUUGCCGCGGCCGCCUCAGCUUCCCACUGUCGCUGCUGCUACUGCUGCCACCUCUACCGCCGCUGCACUUGGUCCAGCCGCCAGGCCGUGCUCUGAUUUUGCCGGACCAGGGCGCUCUGCGGGGACACCUUCACUCUUCUGGGGGCCCAGGACGCCUAGCCAGGCGUGGAGGGAAGCUCCGUUUGCGGGGGACAGGGAGGGAGGAGCCUGGAACCCGGGCCAGCACCACCCGUCGCGGGAUCUACAAGACAGGACAGGUUGAGGGGCGUCGGGGAAAAGGGGGUUGCUAUAGGUAGUCCCAGGGAGGAGGAGGAAGCCCUGUAGCAGCGAUGCGCUCAGAUUUGUAGGGGGCCUGUUCACAUUUGGGAACUGGUGACAGGGGCGCACUCUUUUGCGGGGCUGGUUGGAUUGGAGGGUGUGGGAUCUAAACAGCACCCGCUGUUCCUGAGGAAAUUAAGGGGCGGCCAGAGAAGAAAAAAACCACCACCAAAACGGAUGCUCCUUAUUUCCAGUUGACAGAGGGCCCCCCAGACACCUACCUGGUGUAUCCACCAGGAAGGGUGGAUUUGGAGGUGACUUCAAAAAUAGUGGAGGGUAACAUGGGCUCAGCAAUUUGAACCCUGAGCCACUAGAAAUGGGGGUGACUUGGUGAGA